This is a messenger RNA of Dibothriocephalus latus, 375 nucleotides long. NCBI's taxonomy places the organism in Eukaryota, Metazoa, Platyhelminthes, Cestoda, Diphyllobothriidea, Diphyllobothriidae. The record is from the annotation of a GenBank genome assembly.
AUGUUUUCGUGCCGUUAUGAUGGACAUGAGGAGGAGUCCUCUUCAAGUGGAUCCUCCUCACCCAAGCACAGUUACUCCUUUGAAGACGCGGAUAACUUUGAAGAAAUGAUGGAAAAAGAACUGCAGUCCGAUGUUUUGAAAGUUUCUGCAGUCGGUCACGCGAAGAAUGCUGAUAAAGCCGAAAAGACUGAGAAGUCCAACGAACCAAUCGACGAUGACUUACUGUACGACCCCAACGAAGACGACGAUAACGCUGAAUGGAUGAAACAAUUUCAAGUUACCAGUCACGGUGAUCAGUCUGGGACAUCUCGUACAGAUGCUGUUCUCAAUUGCCCUAGUUGUAUGAGCCUCUUGUCGACGAAUUGUCAGAGGUGA